AUGUUGGGUUGGACUGAGGAAGCACCAGAAACAAUGAAGAAAAUCGUACGAAAAACUGUUGAACACAGAGAAAAAAAUAAUGUAAGUCGGCGAGAUAUGCUACAAUUAUUACUACAACUCCGCAAUACUGGCAAGAUAAAUACUGACGAUAAUGAAUGGUCCGUAGAAACAUCAGUAGGUGCUUUUAAAUCUAUGUCUGUGGAAUUGAUAGCUGCACAAUUGUUCCUGUUCUAUGUGGCUGGUUAUGAGACAACAGCAUCCACAGUUGCUUUUACAAUUUACGAACUAUCACAAUAUCCGGAACUCUUAGCAAAAGCGAAAAAGGAUGUGGAGGAAACAUUACGCAAGUAUGAAGGCAAACUGAGUUAUGAAUGUGUACAGGAUAUGAAAUUCUUAGAUUUGUGUGUUAUGGAAACUAUACGUAAAUAUCCUGGAUUACCCAUAUUAAAUCGUGAAUGUACAGAGGACUAUCAAAUACCGGAUUCAAAAAUGGUUAUUAAAAAAGGCACAGCGAUAAUAAUCUCAUUAUUCGGCAUGCAUCGUGAUCCAGAGUAUUUUCCUGAUCCAAUGAGGUAUGAUCCAGAACGGUUUUUAGAGGAAAAUAUGAACUAUAAUUCUGUCGCUUACAUGCCUUUUGGUGAGGGACCACGUCACUGUAUAGCUCAACGCAUGGGCAGACUUAAUGCAAAAGUAGCCAUAGCUCAAAUAUUAACUAAUUUUGAUAUCGAAUUACGGGAAAAUUACUGCGAAAUAGAAAUCGAUAAUUUUGGUAUACCAAUUCUCCCUAAAGGUGGAGUAAAUGUACGUUUAUCGAAAAAAAAACAGAAUACAGUAACAAAAGUUUAAUUAAAUAUUCUUCGUUGAGGUAUAAGUCGAAUACUUUUAUUGAUUUAUGCAUUAUCAGCACAAGGUAGUAGAAUGAUUAUAUGAUAAGAGAUAGAUAUUUUUUUGUUCAUAAUUAAUAUUAUCUGAUAGAAUUUUAAUGAAAUAUUAAUAAAAGACUAUCAAAUAGA
This is a messenger RNA of Teleopsis dalmanni, 1013 nucleotides long. RefSeq names its product probable cytochrome P450 6d5. The record is from RefSeq and is a predicted model, not a curated record. Gene Ontology annotation, molecular function: iron ion binding; heme binding; monooxygenase activity. Lineage: Eukaryota; Metazoa; Arthropoda; Insecta; Diptera; Diopsidae.